Messenger RNA from Chelmon rostratus (copperband butterflyfish), 5432 nucleotides. Its product is annotated as SEC14-like protein 1. Gene Ontology annotation, molecular function: RIG-I binding. The record is from RefSeq and is a predicted model, not a curated record. Gene Ontology annotation, biological process: negative regulation of RIG-I signaling pathway. Gene Ontology annotation, cellular component: cytosol; cytoplasm. Bases 378 to 2564 code for a protein of 728 amino acids. Lineage: Eukaryota; Metazoa; Chordata; Actinopteri; Chaetodontiformes; Chaetodontidae. The transcript is spliced from 16 exons.
ACAGAGGGAUACAGUCCUCCUGUGCCGACACUGCAUCUGUUCAGGCGAGGUUUAAGAGGGGACUGUUCAGGAUAUAUAGGCUAUCUCUCCAACAACCCUGCCGGUCAGCGCGGGCUAUCAGGAGGACUUGUCCCAGGGUCAGCUUGUUUGCUACUUGCUCCGGCUAUAUGGCCAGCUAGCACAAUUAAGCUAACUAUCGUUAGCAUCAGGUUCCAGCUCAUCGUCCGGACCCGGCGAAGUGAAGAGACGAGGAGGGGAAUGGCACGAGUUUACUCGGAUAGUCCUUUCAGAAGAAACAACGACUAACCAGACUAAACCAACUCAAAUUUAUUUAGUUCUUUGAAUCACCGGUUGUUGGCGUUGCUGUGAUCCCCAUCAUGGUGCAGAAGUAUCAGUCACCUGUGCGGGUGUACAAGCAUCCCUUUGAGCUGGUGAUGGCGGCCUAUGAACGCCGGUUCCCCACCUGUCACCUUAUCCCCAUGUUUGUGGCAAGUGAUGUGGUGGAUGAGGAGACCAGCGAGGAUGGUUCCACCCAGAGGAUUGAGCGCCGCUGUGCUCUGGAUGUGGACGCCCCACGCUUGCUCAAAAGGAUUGCGGGUGUGGACUAUGUCUACUUCAUCCAGAAAAACACGCUCAACCGAAAGGAGAGGACACUUCACAUCGAGUCCCAUAAUGAGACCUUCUCCAACAGGGUCAUUAUCCAUGAGACCUGCUGCUAUUCGGUUCACCCGGAAAAUGAGGACUGGACGUGUUUUGAGCAGACGGCCAGCCUGGACAUCAAGUCCUUCUUUGGCUUUGAGAGCACCGUGGAAAAGAUUGCUAUGAAACAAUAUGCCAGCAGUAUCAAAAAGGGAAAAGAAAUCAUAGAGUUCUACCUGAAGGAGCUAGAAGAUGAAGGGAUCACCCAUGUGCCGCGCUGGACUCCCUCCUCCCUUCCCCUGCCUCUCCCCAGGCCAACCACCCUCUCCACCAGCCCACCGGUCCUUCCCAAGCUCGCAGUCACACCCGACGUUUCUAUCCCACAGCCCACCGAUGCUAAGGACAGCACCUCUCAGGACACCAAGCAGGACAGCAGCACACUUCAGGCAGACAGCCUAACAGAGAUCCUGGCUGGUACACCUGAAGACAAGUUGGAUGCCGACUAUAUCAAACGUUACCUAGGCGACCUGACCCCCCUGCAAGAGAGCUGUCUAAUCAGACUUCGUAAAUGGCUGCAGGAGACGCACAAGGGAAAGAUCCCAAAGGACGAGCACAUACUGCGUUUCUUGCGUGCAAGGGACUUCAACAUGGACAAGGCGCGGGAGAUCCUGUGCCAGUCGCUGACCUGGAGGAAGCAGCACCAGGUGGACUACCUGCUGGAGACCUGGAGCUCACCACAGGUCCUCCAGGACUACUACACUGGGGGCUGGCACCACCAUGACAGAGAUGGCCGUCCUUUGUACAUCCUGAGGUUGGGCCAGAUGGACACCAAAGGACUUGUCCGUGCCCUCGGAGAGGAGUCUCUGCUCAGACAUGUGCUGUCUAUUAAUGAGGAGGGUCUGAGACGCUGUGAGGAGAACACCAAGGUGUUUGGUCGACCCAUCAGCUGUUGGACAUGUCUGGUAGAUCUGGAGGGGCUGAACAUGCGUCACCUGUGGCGACCAGGAGUCAAGGCGCUGCUGAGGAUCAUCGAGGUGGUGGAGGCCAACUACCCAGAGACUCUGGGACGGCUGCUUAUCUUGAGAGCUCCCAGAGUUUUUCCAGUCCUCUGGACACUGGUGAGUCCAUUCAUCGAUGAAAACACCCGCAAGAAGUUCCUCAUCUAUGCAGGCAAUGACUACCAGGGUCCUGGAGGGCUGGUGGACUACAUAGACAAGGAAAUCAUCCCUGACUUCCUGGGGGGAGAGUGUAUGUGUGAGGUACCAGAAGGUGGCCUGGUCCCGAAGUCAAUGUACCGCACGGCUGAGGAGAUGGAGAACGAAGAUGUCCGCCUGUGGACAGAGACCAUAUACCAAAGCGCCAGCGUCUUCAAGGGAGCUCCACACGAGCUUCUGAUUGAGAUCAUUGACGCCUCCUCAGUCAUCACCUGGGACUUUGACAUGUGCAAAGGCGACGUGGUUUUCAACAUCUACCACUCCAAGCGGGCUCCCCAGCCUCCGCGUAAAGAUCCCCUGGGAGCCCAUGGCAUCACGUCCCCAGGAGGCAACAACGUCCAACUUAUCGACAAGUCCUGGACUUUGGGGCAGGAUUACAGCAUGGUGGAGUCCCCGCUCACCUGCAAGGAGGGCGAGAGCGUGCAGGGCUCCCACAUUACGCGAUGGCCCGGUUUCUACAUCCUGCAGUGGAAGUUCCACAACAUGCCAGCCUGCUCGGCCACCAACCUGCCUCGAGUGGAUGACGUGCUGGCCACCCUGCAGGUUUCCUCACACAAGUGUAAAGUCAUGUACUACACUGAGGUGUUGGGCUCUGAGGACUUCAGGGGUUCGAUGACCAGCCUGGAGUCGAGCCACAGCGGCUUCUCUCAGCUCAGUGCCGCCACCACCUCCUCCAGCCAGUCGCAGUCCAGCUCGAUGAUCUCCAGGUAGAAACUGGAAGCUGAGGACUUCAAUCCCCCUGUCCCCCACACUGCCCUUACCAUCCACACCGAAGCCAACUCUCCUCCCGCCCUUCCUCGUCGUCUUUGGACUUUUGCACAGCCGGUCUCUGUGGAACUGAUGCAUGCUUGCACAAACAGCAGACAAAUAAUUACAAAAAAAUCUGAGGCAAAAAGAAAAAAAAAAACAGAGACUGUGUACAAUUUAAAGGGCUGAUUUUUGCACAAAGGUCAUAUAUUUUUCGUGCCUGGCAUCUGUGCUGGGCAGCAGUUCGAAUCAGAACAUUAGCAGAAUGUGUGUUUGUGUCGUGUCUCAUGCCGGGGGGAAAGGUUAAAGGUCGGGAGAUGAAUUGCGGCGCCUUUGUGGCACUGGAAACUGAAAGAAGCAAUAUUCUCAUCCUGGGAGCUACGGGGCCAGAUGAACACACUGGAGGCGCUGUUACAUAUAUGCAUUUACAUUUACACCCACACAUACAGUACUGAGAUGACACAUACCUCAUUCUUGUGUGUUGGCUGAAAAACUGGAUGUGCUGUUACAUACAAACGCCACCACACAUACAAAUACAUGUUUGAUGACAUGCAAAAAUUUACAGAGUUUGCCAUAUUACCAGAGGGGUUUGUUCAAUCUGGUGAAUUGUUUAUAGGUCAGGUGUGUGUGGGCGGGGUAAACUCUUUACUAGACCUGGGUCGAAUAUCACCUGCAAAUGUUGUGUUUUUCAAACUGCAUGGAGCUACAGAUUUGGGUGGAGUUUACUGAAUCAUGACGAUGCAGAUGGUGUCAGCAAAGCUGCCAGCUGGCGGGAAAGUAACAAUCAGAUGUUCCCCCCUGACUGUGUGAGCUUUCUGUCAUUCAUUUUGUUAUCUAAUGUGGCCAACGCCACCCGUCUGUCUCACGAGGGCUUUAUCACACCUUGAAAAGCUUUUGAAUAUUUGACCCGGGUCUGACUCUUGGCGAAGUAAUCCGCUAGAAGCAAUAACACGAGUUUGACUUUCAACUGUGUGAAAUCUUUCUAUUUAUCAUGAAGAUGUACGUGGAGGAUCAUGGGUGCUGAUUGCAGAUUAUUUUUUGUUGUAAGUUGUGUACAGGCAGACGGACAAGCAAACUGAGCCAGUAAACAGCUACAUUCUGUGGCACGGACAUCAUCACUUCCUGUCUCGGUUACCAUUCUGUUAGGAGAGAAACACAAAUAACUUACCAGAUUUUCUCCUGGACACGUUCUAUUUUCCUUCGAAUGACCACAGUUGGUUUGCUUUCUACCCAGCGUCUGCACAAUUUGAGGAAGUAGAGUCAAAAUCAAGACGUAAAGGAAAUGCCUUGUCACUGAUUUUGUGAAUGUGCUACUGAUUGGCUAGUGCUCGCCAGCCAAUGAAAUGCCUGAAUUUGGAGGGUUGUGGUGUAAUUGGGCAGAACUGCCAUCAUUCUCUACUAAUUUUUCAGAGUGGUGUAGGUUUCAGUGUGCAUUAGGGGUGAAUGUUACUUUGUGAUUAUCAUUUGAAGGUGCACCAGUAGACAACACAUUGAUACUGUACCUGUACUAGUGUUGGUUGUGUGUUCCUGUUUUUUGGAGAUGAGUACUUGAUGGGGUGAAGCAGUGUGGUGUGUUACUGCAUGCUCAUGUGGUGGUUGGGUUUACAGAUCUGUUAUUUAAGCAAUUAAGAUAUAGCCAUUUGAAGAGUCAUGUGUCAAUAAAUACCAUUUUAGCCUUUGUAAGCACCACUUAGAAACGUACCUGCUUUUUUUCAAGGUCACCACUGUAAUAGAUGAACGAUUGUGAAUUGAGUGGACAUUUCUAAACGCAACGCAUCCAUGCAACAAUUCUUUGAUACAGUUUAUUUGGUUAAUAAGCGUUGAUGACUCCCUGUAGAGGGCAGAAAUGGUUGCCAUUGCCAAGAGUCAUCGCAUGUUGUUCCCAUGGUUACUGAGUGCGGCUGACAGCAUACAGAAAAAAACAAAACUUAAGGCAGAGGCUUUCUCCUUGUAUGGGAAUUGGACUCCUGGAAAUACUCACUCUGCAGCUCCUUUUUGAUACAUGAACUGCUUGUUUUUAAAUAUUAAUGAAAGGUCAAGGGUUAACUUGUGGUAACUGUAUGUCAUUAACUGCAAUAACAUGAACUGCUUUACUGAGAAGAAGGACCUCCUCAGAUCGUGGGCUGUUAAGUGUGCAUGAUGGUGUAAAAGAGUGAACAGUUGGAUAAAAGAUAUGCCUGUAAGAUAUGUUUAAACACUCCCUCAGCCCCUCAGGCCAGGUGUGUUUCUCUUCUCAGCCUCUUCUCACUAUCUGAAGCAUGUCUAGAACCACACGACUAACUUUCCUCCUCCUGGUUAUUCCCGCGUUUCUUCAGUGGUUCGACUGAUGGUGAAACAGGUAACAACAGUUCCAGACCUAACUUCUCUAAUGCUUCCUUUUGUCUCUCUUUGUCUACUCUUCGUCACUUGUACACUCCAGGUUUGCUGUUUUGCUUUCAAACACUUUUCAUUGUGUAUAUCUUAGAAAGCAGAGUGGACCUUGGUUGAAGCCAUAGGUAUAAAGAGUGUACUCAGAUCAGAUAUUUUUGUUUAAUUUCUGCUUAAAUUUAGUGUUACAAACACCAGAACACUUCUAUGGUCUGCUGCCCCCCGCCCCUCUGACUGUAGCUUUGACAGUGUGUACACUUUUCAUCAAGAUCUCAUUGACAAAUGAGGGCUAUAACUGUUUGUCUGUUCAACAUAUUUGUCUGUCUCUCUGCUUCCUUUUCUGACAUCGUUGCAUAUCUUCUCUUUACUUGAUGUGAGGAAUUAUGUAAAAAGUACAUGUUUGAAUUAAUGAGAAUAUGGCGCCUUUACAUUUUUUGGAAACAAUAAACUUGAAUUAUGAGAACA